GAGGAGGAGGCGGACGCCGAGCGGAGGCGCCGGCGCCGGGGGGCGCAGCCAGGGACUGGCAGUAGCGCUUGCUGCGGGACGCGGGGCGCGGGGGGCGCUGGAGUCGUGUCCGCCGACGAAGAGGUGCAGACGUUGUCCGGCAGCGUGAGGCGGGUCCCGUCCGGACUCCCCAGCAUCCCCAGCACCCCGGGCUGCGCAGCCGCUGCCAAGGGCCCCGGUGCGCCGCAGCCCAAACCCGCCAGCCUGGGCCGAGGGCGGGGGGCAGCCGCUGCCAUCCUGAGCUUGGGUAACGUGCUCAACUAUCUGGACAGGUACACCGUGGCAGGUGUUCUUCUGGACAUCCAGCAGCACUUUGGGGUCAAGGACCGGGGCGCCGGCUUGCUGCAAUCAGUGUUCAUCUGCAGCUUCAUGGUGGCUGCCCCCAUCUUCGGCUACCUGGGUGACCGAUUCAAUAGGAAGGUGAUCCUCAGCUGUGGCAUCUUCUUCUGGUCGGCCGUCACCUUCUCUAGCUCUUUCAUUCCUCAGCAGCACUUCUGGCUGCUGGUCCUGUCCCGAGGGUUAGUAGGUAUCGGUGAAGCCAGCUACUCCACCAUAGCACCCACCAUCAUCGGUGACUUGUUUACCAAGAACACCCGCACGCUUAUGCUCUCGGUCUUCUAUUUUGCCAUCCCACUGGGCAGUGGCCUGGGCUACAUCACAGGUUCCAGCGUGAAGCAGGCAGCUGGAGACUGGCAUUGGGCCCUGAGGGUAUCCCCUGUCCUGGGCAUGAUCACAGGAACACUCAUCCUCAUCCUGGUCCCAGCCACUAAGAGAGGCCAUGCUGAUCAACUUGGGGGGCAGCUGAAAGCACGGACCUCGUGGCUCCGAGACAUGAAGGCUCUGAUCCGAAACCGCAGUUACGUCUUUUCCUCCCUGGCCACAUCUGCCGUGUCCUUCGCCACAGGAGCCCUAGGCAUGUGGAUUCCUCUCUAUCUGCACCGUGCUCAAGUUGUACAAAAGACAGCAGAGACGUGCAACAGCCCACCCUGCGGAGCCAAAGACAGCCUCAUCUUUGGGGCCAUUACCUGCUUUACUGGCUUUCUGGGCGUGGUCACAGGUGCGGGAGCCACUCGCUGGUGCCGCCUGCGGACUCAGCGUGCUGACCCACUGGUGUGUGCUGUGGGCAUGCUGGGAUCUGCCAUCUUCAUCUGCCUCAUCUUUGUGGCUGCCAAGACCAGCAUUGUGGGCGCUUAUAUCUGCAUCUUUGUUGGGGAGACACUGCUGUUUUCUAACUGGGCCAUCACUGCAGACAUCCUCAUGUACGUGGUCAUCCCUACCCGACGAGCCACUGCUGUGGCCUUGCAGAGCUUCACCUCCCAUCUGCUGGGGGAUGCUGGAAGCCCCUACCUCAUUGGCUUUAUCUCGGACCUUAUCCGCCAGAGCACCAAGGACUCCCCGCUCUGGGAGUUUCUGAGCCUGGGCUAUGCCCUCAUGCUGUGCCCUUUUGUUGUGGUCCUAGGUGGCAUGUUCUUCCUUGCCACUGCUCUCUUCUUCCUCAGCGACCGUGCCAAGGCUGAACAGCAGGCUUUCCCACCUCCCCCUGGGGCUGACGAGGUCCCUGCCCAGCGCCUCCGGUCUACCGGCCCCAGUGAAGCGAUGUGCCAGAGCCGUGCCUGGGCCCAGUCCCCGCUGAUGCGCCACCCUGACCCCCGCCCGUCUCUCCCUCAGGGUGAACCAGCUGGUGAUGCCGCCUGCAUCCGUGAAAGUCUGAGAUGGUGCAGCUGGGACAGCAAUGAUCUGCAGUGUAGAUUGGGAGAGGUCCUCCAGCAUCCUGGACCUGCAGGACUGUCCCAAAGCUACCCGUGUGAUUCACAGCUGAGUACUCACCCUCUUUGGCCCAGGACUGAGUGGCCCUAUCUUGAAGAAGAAGCUGCAUCCUCAGUUAACAUGGAGGGCUGUGUGUGCUGGAGCCACUCAGUUGAACACAAUUCAAGACCUGGUUGGGGGCUGAAGGUCCAAGAGAGAAACCAGCCUGCACUGGGUAUUUGGGGAAAGCCUGGCCCGUCCUCAGCUCAUAUGAUCUUGAGAGAGCCCCUAUCCUCCCUAGACAGUGGGGCCAAGGAGCUGGAGCUUCCUUCAUUGUGUGCCUUGCAAGGCACCCUCCAUGGCUUUGAAGAAACAAGUCCUAGACUGUACACAGAAGACAUGGCCCAAGUCUCAGGCCCUCAGUUCUGGUUCUGAGGUCCCCCACAAAGGCUCUGGUGUAUGAGGACCAUUUCCCCAUCCUUAGGCUCUGACCUGGGGGCCAUCAAAUUCAGCCUGACACAUGGAGCUGGGUGCUCCCUGGCUGGGACAGUCACCCUGGAGAAUAGGUAACUGCCUCUGCGGUCUUCAGCUGGUUCUUUGCCCAGUUUUUCCCAGGUGGGACCAUCCCUUAUUAGAGGAAGCUGCAGCACUAGGGGUGAAGGCCCUACUCCCUCCCCCCACAACUCCUGCUGUACCCCAGAAGCCACCCCCCCUUACAGGAUGAUCAGAUUUGGCUGCAGAAAGCUGUACCUAGCAGCUGUCCACAUUGCUUCUUGGCCUAGGGUAUGAACUGCUGGAGAUUGCCCACCAGUGCCUGUAGGUAUCAUACCCCAACUGCCUGUGUUGGGGGGGGGGCCUUCACCUCAGCCUUUCAUCACCUACACACAGACAACCCUUCAUUCCCCUGCAGUCACCUUAGGACACUUAUCCCCAGCUUCACUCCUUGCACACCAAGGUGGCUCUGGUCCUGGGGUACCAUUGUAACCUACAGGAAAUGUCCAGAACCAGCUUGGACAACAGUUCUCGUGGCCAUCCCCCACUUGCUGGCUGUGGCUUCAAUGGUGUUAGUGGUACCCACCCCACCCAAGCUCUGGGGCAUCCUGGGGGUUUGGAUGUGGGUGGGCAGAGGGUGCUAUCCCUUAUGACCAGCCUGGCUCCCACCCUAACCCCAGCAGGGGCCCCAGCAAUGUUUUCUUGUUGUACAAGAACCAGGUCCAAGUGUUGCCUCCUCUUCCUUCCGGAAGCUGAACCGCUCCUUUAUUUUUUAGAGCUGCUGAUUGUGAAUCUCAGAGUCUUAAGAGAGAAGCCAAAUAUAUAUUCCUCUUGUAAAUGAAGAAAUAAACCUAUUUAAAUGUUUUGGUGGCUCUCCAUUGAAACAGCCUGGGGAGGGACAGAACUGAGUAUCUAAGCCUGAAGCCAGGCCUGCAGUAGAUGGAC
Molecule: messenger RNA, 3222 nt
Organism: Microtus ochrogaster (prairie vole)
Lineage: Eukaryota; Metazoa; Chordata; Mammalia; Rodentia; Cricetidae
Gene: Spns2
Product: SPNS lysolipid transporter 2, sphingosine-1-phosphate
Biological process (GO): sphingosine-1-phosphate receptor signaling pathway; lipid transport; transmembrane transport
Cellular component (GO): membrane
Molecular function (GO): sphingolipid intramembrane carrier activity; transmembrane transporter activity
Source: RefSeq, a predicted model, not a curated record